CCGAAAUGGCAAUGAAAAAGCUGAUUGAACUCGGAUUAUUAUGAAUAAUAGAUUCAUUUUAUCUAGACGCCAUCUCUGCACACAAAUCUUCACAGGCAACAACGGAUGAAUCUUCGCCUGUUACACUGACAACAGUAACACCAAGUAUAUUUCAUAAUUUACAUUUUUAUUUUUAUUUCAUUGCGUCAACAACGUCUUCAUUUCUACGCGUGCACUUUUCCCCAAUCGACCAUGUAAAAUGGGUAUGUAUGUAAAACUUUAUUUCAAUAGGUUACGUGCAUGGCUAUUUACCAGUGAACUCCAUGUCUUUUAUCUGGAAUGAUAACAUGUGGGAGAAACGUGAAGCCAACAUUGAACUAUAAAUAAACUGGAAGGCUAACUGCUAUGAUGGAGGCCUAUGAUUUGAUGAAGCCAAAAUAGUUUUUCUGAGUUAUGAGCAGAAAUACUUGACCCCAAACGUCGGGCUAUAUAUCAAAUUGAAGCUAUUGAAAGUUGCUAUUCGGUGUGGAAAUUUCAAGACUUCAGCGAAAAGAAAAAUAUUUAAAAAAUACAAAAACAACUGCAAAACGGCAAAUUAUCGGUAAUUAUGUUUGUAGUUUUUCAAUAUUUCCCUUUUAGCUAAAGUCUUGAAAUUUCUACACCAAAUAGCGUUUUUCAAUAGUUUCAAUUUGAUAUAUAGCCCAACGUUCAGUGUUGAGUAUUUCUGCUCGUAACUCAGAAAAACUAAAAUACACUGGCUUCAAUUCCUCCCCCCCCCCUGAGUUAGCCUUCCAGUUUAUUUAUAGUUCAAUGGAAGCCAAUGCCAACGCCACUUGACACGCGCUGAUUCGUGAUAGACCGCGCGGUGAUGGCGUAUAAGGGGACUGAAACUGACGUACUAUAUGGCGUGGCAAUGGUGUGGAGAGCUGACGCCACUACUCACGCGUUGCUCACGCGAGGCUUCACUUUUUUACUGCCAAAUGACUGAAUCACAGAAUAGAUACAGGACCAGAAGUGUCACUCAGACGAUAUUUUGUCCGAAAUUUUACGAGUGCUGACGUGAAAAUACGCCAUCAUAUGACGCCAUCCUGGAGUGCACACGGAAGUUUUUCAUAGGAAAACAUAGGUACGAAGUGCCGGGUGCACUCCAGGAUGGCGUCAUAGCACGCAAAAAAAUUUCGGACGUUUUCCUUCGGCCAAAACAAAUAGGAGUGACACUUCUGGUCCGGUAUCUCUUCUGUGACUGAAUGUUAUCAUUCCAGGUAAAUAGAUUGAGUUCACUGCUAUUUACGAGACGUCAAUGGUCACUGGGCUAAAACAAGUAUAAUAAGUAUGAUUUACAUAACAACCAUUACUAGAAAUUUCAUCAAAAUUUUUUAACAUAGGGUAGAAAUUAAGAGGGUCUGAAUGGGGUUAACUGACUACUGAUAUUUGCCUGAAUUUUUGACUGACAACUGACAAAAUAUCCUAACUGACAACUGAGAAAUGAUGAAAAAAUGAUGAGUCAGCAUUUUGCAGUAACUGACUACUGACAGCUUGCAAUAUAUCGCACUGACAACUGACAACUGGCUUAAAUUUCAGCUGACAACUGACACCCAAAGACCCCCAUUAAGACCCACAAUUAAGUUCAAAGAGUAAAAAUUCGCUCAAAUCCAGGGACGCCGGAACGAUGUGAAGGCAAGGGGGGCAGAUUUUCUUGAAAGGGCACUUUUGAAUUGAUAUUUUCUAAGAGAUGUUUGCAAAACAUCGGGAGGGCCCGGGAGUUGAACUUCGCCUGAUCAUGUUUUCUAGUUUUGGAUGAUAGGGGUGUGAGGGGGUUCUCCGCCAGGCGAUUGUGCUAUUCCUGAAGUUCGAUGACUGCAUUUCUUGCGUUUUCUGAAGCAAAUUCGUAAAAGAAUUGCACUGACAAUUCGCUACAAUUCGCUAAUUGCACUGACAAUUUCUGAAAAUUUGCUAUUUCGCCAAGGCAAUCCUUUAAAUUGAAAGGGCACCUUUGCCCCCCCCCCCUUGCCCCUCCUGGUAAAGGGCAACGGGGGCGGCUGCCCCUCCUGCCCCCCAGUUCCGGCGUCCCUGCUCAAAUCAAACUUCAAAGUUUUGUGUCAGAUAUAAUGCAACCUCCUUCACGGGUCAUGGUUUCCAUUUUUUUUCAUGAAUUAUUCACACAGCUUUUAACUUUUUCCUUUACUAAAGCCAUCAUUAGACAAUUUUAUAUCUGCGAUAGAAUUGAUUUGAAAAAUUGAACUAUCUUAUUUAAUGCUUUAGAAACGAAAAUCCCGACCAGUUCAGAUGAAGAGAGUUCCGGCUCAAACAUCUCAAACAAAAUUUUUAUUGCUUUGUUUUGCACCGCUCUUGUUGUCAUUGUUUUUCUUGGCAUUCUUGUGGGAUGUCUGUGGAAGAAACUGCAAAGGUCAGUAAAAGUCGUUUCCACACUUUUCUGUUCUCUUUCCUUUCCUUGAUAUUUAGAUCUUCACUUGCAAAUUGCCUCUGGUACCAUCUCAACCUUGCUUUCCUCACCUUCACUGCAAUGUCUACCACAACACAUCUUCUUCUGAUCUCUUCAUUCCAUAAUGUCUCUGACCAGCUCUCCUUCAUCUCUUCUAUUACAUGUCCAUACCAUCUCAACCUUGCUUCCCUCGUCUUCUCUGCAAUGUUAAUUUACCGCAACACAUCUUUGAUCGGUGGGAGGGGGGGGGGCGAACGAGCUAUGUCCACCCAACUAUACAAAUUGUGGCCAUCUAGUUUUUUGUAAGAUCUUUUCCCCGACACUUCAUCCAAUUCUGUAAUAAUUUAGCUGCCAAUAUUUUCAUUCUUUCUUAGAAAUCAAGACAACAAUAAUACGAGAGGUAACGCGACUAUAAAUUUAAGAACAGGGAAAUAUACAAAAGCGAAAUUUGAGAUGAAACUUCAGACGAAUUAGUACAAUUUUAAAAUCGUAACCGACAGCAUUUGUGUCUUAAACCAGUAAAGCACUCGUGUUUUAAAUAGUACAAAAAAUAUAUCCAGUGCGUUGGGUAAUCAAUUUCAGUGGUGCUUUAAUUACUUUGCAUUUGUAUUCGAGUAAAAGUAGAAGUAAUUAACAAUAAAACGACUUGAGUAAGAGUAAAACGUACUGGAGGCAAAACGUACUUAAUUAAAAAGUACAAAGUAUCCUGAAAAAAGACUUGAAGUAAAAGUAAAAGUACUUAAGGGGGGGGGGGUUCGCCAAUGGACAGCUGACAUAAAAAGACACAAAACAACACACGCAUUAUAUGCGUGCACCGAAUAUACAAUAUUUCACGGCAUGGUCUACUUUCCAGACCCUGUUGAAGAUAUAAGAAAUCCAUUAAAUAAAUAAUGCUUAUAAGUAAGCCACAAACGAGAGAUCCCAGACGCAUGUAGAGGUCGUAUUACCUUUCCCGAAAUUAAAAUAAAUUAGGAAUAAAUUACGUAAAAUUAAACAAAUAUUAGAAAGUAACGAAAUACUUCGCCACAAAAUGAAAAUAACGAAGUAAAACUUCUCAAAACAGUAGUCAAGUACAGUAACGAAGUACAUUUACUUCGUUACUUGACUCCACUGCUUAAUUUCGGCAUGAAUGUUCUUGAAAUUUUUUUAGAAAUGCAAGCUAUUGAUGAACAGAGUGGAGCUACCUCAGAAAAUGACGUCUUGCCAUAUGUAAUAGUGCAAGACAAUGGUGUAAAUAUUAAUAACGGAGCUUCCUUUACGACAUCAGGGAACAACAUCAAUGAAAAUUCAUCAGGUACAUAUGCAAAAACGUACAAGUUGUUAUAGAUCUGCAAACAAGUUGUUACAAGUCUGUUCACAAGCUGACGACAAGUUGUGUUCGCACUGCUUGUUCCCAACACCUUGUAGCAAGUUUGCAACCAGUUAUAUCAUGACUGUAUUGGACUUGUUGGAAUAACUUUGCAACAAGUGUGAUAAUAUCAACAAGGUUGUUACAAGUUGUUAACAGCUUGUUCCAAACUUGUUGACAACUUGGGACAAGCAGCGCGAACACAACUUGUUGACGGCUUGUUGACAGACGGGAGAAUCUUAAACUCAAUAAUUCAUGAGUAAAUUAGCCAACCAUAUUGCUUUAUUUUGCUCACAUGAUAAUACUGUAUACCUGGUGAAGUAUAUUGUAUACCUAGUGAGUAGUGAAGUAUAUAUAAUUCAGUCCUUGGGCCGGAUCAAAAUUAAUUCACCUCACCAAUAAGUAUUGAUUUAUUCGUAUGGGAUGUCAUUUCAAAUCCUGGGGUUGAAAUCUGUGAUUAGUUGCCAUUGACCUCAAAAAGACCUGGAAUGCUACCUUGGUAGAAAAUGCUUUAGAAAAUGUCAGCGAAUUAAGUUAUGCAUCAUGGGAUAUAGAUUCAUGUCUCGCUAAUAGGGUUAGCGGUUAGGGUUAGGGUGGGGAUUAGGGUUAGCAUUAUAAAUAGCGAGACAUGAAUCUAUAACCGCAUCAUGCAUAAAGUAUACAAUGGGCUAAUUACGUAUUCAGUCACUCCACUUGGCAAAGCAAGCAUAAAGUAUACAAUGGGCUAAUUACGUAUUCAGUCACUCCACUUGGCAAAGCAAGACAAAUCUCAUCGAAUUUUCAUUCAAAUUUAAUCAACAUUUAGUCAAUUUGUCCUUGGGCAAUGCCCAUUAGUCCGUAUUAAUACGGACACAUAUACAUACAUAGGCAGAGGCCGCGGAAUCAUUUCGAAAGUUGAGGCCAAAAGGGGCCCUUUCGUAUAUGACCAAAAUCAAACGAUUUGAUGUCGUUCACGAGCCAAACGAAAAUUCUUGAAAAUAUGGAGUCUCUAUAACGUCGGAAAUGGCUUUUAUACUACUGCAAAAAGGGCACUUCCUAUCCAGCAAAAGACGAAAUACUUUUUUCGUUCUUUAAUUAAAUGGGGCACUUUAGCCCCCCAAAAAGGGCACUUUUUUCACUUUUAAAAGUGUGUGGGUGUGUGGGUACAUGCCCCCAUUGCCCUACCCGCAGCCCCUGCACAUUGGAGAUAAUAAUGAAAUGGUCAAAAUUAGUUAUAAUUCUCUUUUUUUAUAGCUAUUUAUGAAGAAGCGUUGAACUACCAGCCUCUCCAAAGAAAUCCUUUAGAAUAUCUAAACGAUGAAAACAACUACCAGAGUCUGAUAAAGUCACAAGGAACACACUGAACUUCAAGGUUGAAAAUAUUUCGACCUGAAAUUGUUAUUUUUCAUCGAGUUAUUAAAGAACAUUGGCAAGGAAAUCACGUUAUUCACGAUAAAGUUGGGAAGACCUUUUACGAUAGCAGUAUAUAAUAACAUUUAUAUAAUAACAUUUUAAUAUCCAUCUUUGGUUAGAAAAGUACAAUGGAUUUACAAGAAGUGCUAAGGUUAAAAUUGAAAAGAAGAAAUCUUACUAUUAUUUACAUCAAUGUUGCUAAAAAUGUUUAUACUAGUUAUAUAUUCUAUAAAAUUAAUUUAGGACUGUUUUAAACGGGAUAUAGAUCUAGGUAUAAAGGAUUGCCAGUGUCUUUUAGUAUACGAUACAACAUAUGGUAGAUUAUUUGUUGUUCUUAGAUCGUCUUCGAUCUUAGUUUGUUGGAAGAGACACACCCCCCUGGUUCACAAAAUUUGAGUUCGAGAAAUUUUUUCCAUUUUUCUACAUUACAAGUACCCGAAGAAGCUAUAUACAUCAAAAACUGGAUACUAAUAGUUGUUUUGCGAAUUUAAGAGCAAAUUUCAAAUCUGUGUACUUUUUUUUGAUACACCCUGUAUAGUGGAGUAAAAC
This is a messenger RNA of Paramuricea clavata, 5711 nucleotides long. The record is from the annotation of a GenBank genome assembly. Lineage: Eukaryota; Metazoa; Cnidaria; Anthozoa; Malacalcyonacea; Plexauridae.